Molecule: messenger RNA, 2595 nt
Organism: Astyanax mexicanus (Mexican tetra)
Lineage: Eukaryota; Metazoa; Chordata; Actinopteri; Characiformes; Acestrorhamphidae
Gene: tsg101a
Product: tumor susceptibility 101a
Exons: 10
Coding region: 376-1548 (390 amino acids)
Biological process (GO): protein modification process; protein transport; endosome to lysosome transport
Cellular component (GO): ESCRT I complex
Molecular function (GO): ubiquitin binding
Source: RefSeq, a predicted model, not a curated record
UGCUCUUAGCGACGGAAAGAGGUCGAUCUGUCCAUUUUGGCAGAGUGCACUUGCUUUAUUUACCUUUCCUGAUGAGCUAUCUGUACUCUGAGUUUAGUGUAAGUGUCAGGAAUAGAUCUGAAACGGCUUUAACUCGAGCUGUGUGGAGUAUCAGUCCGGUAUCCGUCGUGUGCUCGGGUUAAAGCCCGGGUUUAGGGGAGUUUAUCGGGGGGACCGUCUCCUGGCCCUGGCUGAGUUUAGCCGGGGACCAGGCCAGCGCUGCGGAACUAGCUGGGCAACCAUUACAGCUCCAUACACCCGUUAUUAAUAAAAGCCGGGAUUAACUAAAUUACAGUUUAUUUAUUAAAGACUGUGAGAGAGUUUAGGGGCUCAGCUAUGGCGGUUGUCAACGAAGGCGCGCUUAAAAAGAUGCUGAAGCAAUAUAAAUACCGUGACCUCACUGUACGUGAGAUAACGAAUGUCAUCCUGCAAUACAAAGAUCUGAAACCUCUGAUGGAUGCUUAUGUGUUCAAUGAUGGAUCGUCAAGGGAGUUGAUGAGUUUAACAGGGACAGUGCCAGUAAGCUAUAGAGGAAAUGUGUAUAAUAUCCCUGUGUGUCUAUGGCUGUUGGACACAUAUCCCUACAACCCUCCCAUAUGUUUUGUGAAACCUACCAGCGCAAUGAUGAUCAAGACUGGGAAACAUAUUGAUGCCAAUGGCAAGAUUUACCUUCCCUAUCUCCAUGAAUGGAAACAUCCGCAGUCUGACCUGUAUGGUCUGAUCCAGGUCAUGAUUGUUGUUUUUGGAGAGGAGCCUCCUGUUUUCUCACGACCCACAACUCAGCCCCCCUAUCAGUCCUUCCAGGCCACUGGGCCCCCAAAUCAAUCUUACAUGCCUGGAAUGCCUGCUGUGUCUGGUUAUGGACCAAACCCAAAUCCAUGUGGGUAUCCAGGCUAUCCUUAUCCUGGAGGGUCUACAUAUCCUGCUUCUGGGGGCCCUACACACUACCCGUCCCAGCCUCCAGUCACUACUGUGGGGCAGAGUCGAGAUGGCACCAUCGGAGAGGACACUAUCCGUGCCUCGCUCAUCUCGGCUGUGAGCGAUAAACUCCGCUGGAGGAUGAAGGAGGAGAUGGAUAGGGCUCAGGCUGAGCUGGAUGCCCUCAAGCGUACAGAGGAGGACCUGAAGAAAGGCCACCAAAAGCUGGAGGAGAUGGUCUCUCGUCUGGACCAGGAAGUGGCUGAGGUGGACAGGAAUAUUGACCUGCUCAAGAAGAAGGAUGAGGAACUGACAGAAGCUCUGGAGAAGAUGGAGAAUCAGUCAGAGAACAAUGAUAUUGAUGACGUAAUUGUUCCCACAGCGCCGCUAUAUAAACAGAUCCUGAAUCUGUAUGCUGAGGAGAAUGCCAUUGAGGACACCAUAUUCUACCUUGGGGAGGCUCUACGCAGAGGCGUCAUCGACUUGGAGGUCUUUCUCAAGCAUGUGCGACUGCUGUCCCGUAAGCAGUUCCAGCUGAGAGCACUGAUGCAGAAAGCCCGAAAGACUGCCGGACUCAGCGACCUCUACUGAUCCCACUGCCACCUGAUCCCCCACCUUGUUUUAUGUUUUCUUUCCCUUACUAUGUUUUACAUAGUUGUCAACAGCUUCCCUUAUAAACUGAUGCCUACUUAUAUCCUUUGGAUUCUGGCAAAUAUAGCAUAACAUUGAUGAAUCCUUCAAGUUAUCUAUGUUGAAAUCAGAUAAAAUUUUAAAAUCAGAAAUGAAGCACAACAGUGAUUGACUGACUGUUUAACUGGCUGACCAACUAGGGACAAAGUCACAGGGGUGACUUUCUGUUUCUUCAUGCAUGUAAUGCACAUUUUUUUUCUGUCUUAGAGCUUCUUUACAUCUUCAUCUUUUGGUUAUUAUAUCAAAAUGUGUCAGAUUUGUUGAUUGUUUUUUUUUUGCAGUACUGACUCCAAAAUGUAGCAAAUGACAAACUGCUGAAUGACUGCUCCACACUCCUUACAUUUUUGUUUUUGGGACAAGAAAAUACUUAUUUAAUUUUAGAAAGGAACUCUUUAAUGCAAUGUGAGCUUUUGUAUCUCAGCGAUUUUAUUUUACUGUUUCUGACUGAGUAUUUAUGUUUUUCAACUGUGCUGUCCUGGGGUCGACCUGCUGCGUCCUGUUCCUGAAUUGUUGCUAUAAUUGUACAACUGUCGUUCAUGUAGCUAUUUAAACUGAAUUAUUCGUCUGACAUUUCAAGUGUUACAAAUUUAGAACGGUUCCAGAGCAUUUGCACUCAAAUUUCUGAGUGAGAAAUUGUGUGUACGUGUAGGCAUGUAUGUGUGUACAAGUAUUCAUACAGGUCUGCUUAGUUUGACUGACUCCAGCAUCAACAAUGGAAUGAAGAUUUCUUUAUUAAUUCAUUCAAAAAGGUUUUAAAUGACUUUUGACAAAAUAAUAGAGAAAAAAAAAAUCUAUGUGUGUUUUUUUUUUUUUAGUGCGUUUUGUGUGGGCAACUUUAUUUUAUUUGAUUGAGAAGAUCCUAUUACAAAGAUUCUUCUUACUUUUUCCUUCUUGUUUUCAGAUCUUUAGUUGUUAAUAUCUUCUGCUCAAUAAAAUCAGGAUAAUUUG